AUGACCGACCAAAUUGAAGGUGACCCAAGGUUCAACCCCUUGCAUGGCAACCCCUUCCGAACAAGAGAUGAUGUCGCGAAAGCUGUGACUGAUCUCGUUGAACCACUGCUGCCAAUAUUCUCCGAAGGCAAUGCCCGUGUCCAGCUUGAUGCUUCAACUUCGAAUUGGGAUCGCGCAGCCUGCGACCUAGAGGGCUAUGCCAGACCACUCUUUGGCAUCGCACCGCUUGCUGCUGGCGGCGGUAACUUCAAGUACUGGGACAAGUACAGAGACGGUUUAAAGAACGGGACAGACCCUAAUCACCCUGAGUAUUGGGGUGAUGUACCGUCUAUGGACCAGCGACAUGUGGAAGCUGCAGCUCUCGCCUACGGAAUAUUGGUUGCGCCGCAGCAGUACUGGAAACCUCUUGAAGAAAAAACCAAGAAGAAUGUAACCGCUUGGCUUCAUGGUAGUCGAAAUGGAAAGCACGGGUCAAACAACCACAAGUUCUUCCGCAUCAUCGUGGACCUCGCGCUCGAAAGCGUCGGCGUGCAAGUUGACAGCGCUGGAACUGACGCCUAUCUAGACGAUAUGGAAAGCUUAUACAUGUCUGACGGAUGGUAUCGCGAUGGUGAAGACCCAGAUGAUACCCGUCGUAUCGACUAUUACAAUCCCUUUGCAAUGCACUACUACGGCAUGUUCUACGCCGUCCACCGUCCAUCGGAUAAAGCUCGCAGUGAGCGUUUCAAGGAGCGCGCUCGAACUUUUUCAUCUGCAUUCAUGCAUUGGUUCGCAGACACGGGUUCAAACAUUCCAUAUGGUCGCAGCUCGUCUUACAGGCAGUGCGUUGUUGCAUAUUGGGGAUACUUGGCCGUUGCUGGCAUCGACGCCCUGCCAUGGGGAGUCAUCAAGGGCUUGUACUUGCGCAACUUGCGAUGGUGGGCAUCCCAACCGAUAACUCGUCGCGAUGGGAUUCUGACACUGGGCUAUGCCUAUCCCAAUAUGUUCAUGACGGAGCGUUACUUGUCACAUGGAUCACCGUACUGGGCAAUGAAGGCAUUCAGUCCCCUCAGCCUACCUGCAGACCAUCCAUUCUGGACGGCUGAGGAACUGCCAAUGCCCAAACGUGAAUCAGUAGCUUCGUUCCCCGUUCCAGGCCUAGUCUUCUCGCAUGCGCCAGGACACACUAUCAUGUUUCCUGCUGGCCCCGAUUCGAACAAGGUCAUGCGCUUUGUUCCAGAGAAGUAUGAGAAGUUUGCCUACUCCACUCGCUAUGGCUUCUCUGUGGAGAGCGAUUCUCGCGGCUUUGCCUCUGGAGUGUUUGACAGCAUGAUUGCGUUUAGUGAUGACGGGCUUCACUACCGUGUUCGAGAGCGUUGUGAUGCUGCUAGAAUCACUGGCAAUGUUACCUACACUGUUUGGCGGCCUUGGCCGAAUGUCACUGUUGAGACCUGGCUGAUUCCAUAUCCUGAGUGGCAUGUUCGCGUGCAUCGGAUCAAGUCAGAGCAAAAGUUGAUGACCAUGGAAGGCGGUUUUGCUGCACCAAAAGUCGACUUCAAUUCCGAUCAGACACAUGCCGAUGGAGGCUCAGCCUGGGCACUCUGCAAGGUCGGCGACUUCAGCGGCAUUAUUGACUUGUCUCCAGGUCCUUCGAGAACAGCUCGUGUGAACAAACCUCAUGGAAACACGAGUGUCAUGUUUCCGCGAACACUUGUGCCACAGUUAGAAGGCACAGUCGAGCCAGGUCAGCCCCGUGUCUUCGCCUGUGCAGUUCUCGCCGGCCCAGAUGGGAAAGGUAUGAAAGCGUUAUGGGAUAAACCACCCUCGGCUCCUAGCGUGGAGGAGCUGGAUCAGAUGUUCAAGGAAAGCGGCAGAGACAUAGACAUCGUGAAGCACUACUCACGAGGGAAGGAAGUUUGA
This is a messenger RNA of Pochonia chlamydosporia 170, 1899 nucleotides long. RefSeq lists its product as hypothetical. The coding region runs from base 1 to 1899 and encodes 632 amino acids. NCBI's taxonomy places the organism in Eukaryota, Fungi, Ascomycota, Sordariomycetes, Hypocreales, Clavicipitaceae. The record is from RefSeq and is a predicted model, not a curated record. The transcript has a single exon.